Messenger RNA from Sclerotinia sclerotiorum 1980 UF-70, 1206 nucleotides. RefSeq lists its product as hypothetical. NCBI's taxonomy places the organism in Eukaryota, Fungi, Ascomycota, Leotiomycetes, Helotiales, Sclerotiniaceae. Gene Ontology annotation, molecular function: hydrolase activity. The transcript has a single exon. Bases 1 to 1206 code for a protein of 401 amino acids. The record is from RefSeq and is a predicted model, not a curated record.
AUGUCUUCACCAAUCUCCGCUUCCCCGUAUCAAGCCUCGCGCCUCACCCGUCAGCCAUUCAAGCUUCUCUAUACUACUUUUACUCUUAUCACUUUACCACUCCGCAUCUCCGCUAUCCUACUUUACUACAUUCCAAAAUUUACACGCCAGCAUCCAAAAUGGACAUACCAUCAAGCUGUUGGAACUUCCAUCUUUUCCAUCUGGUGGCAUUACACUACUGCUGUCGAAUUCCGCACUGCCAAAACUCUCAAACCUGGUGGUGAAAAAGACCGCUUUGUGAUAAUUGACCCACCAUCUACCACCGCUACUACUACUUCCCCAGCACUGUACCGCGGUAUUAUCGACAGUAAUCCAGCUAUUCGACCUAUCCCCAUUGGGGCGGUGUGGUUCACUUCUCCUCCGCCAUCAGGCGAAACUCCAAAGAUGGUUGUCAUUCAUUUCCAUGGCGGAGCAUAUGUUCUCGGUGGAGCACGACAAAUGGAAAGUGGCUGGGGUCCCGAAGUUCUGAGUAAACGUAUUGGAUAUGUCCUGCAGGUGCAAUACCGACUUGCCAUUGAACAGAAAUCAUGUUUCCCUGCUGCGAUUCAAGAUGGUAUUACAGCGUACAAUUAUGUAUUGAAUACACUUGGAGUAAAGCCCGAGAAUAUUGUACUAUCGGGGGAAUCUGCAGGGGGAAAUCUAGUUUUGGCAAUGCUGCGCUAUUUUUCUACAGAUGGCAAAAAUGCUCUUCCUUUUCCAAGAGCAGGGCUAUGCUGGAGUCCUUGGCUGGAUAUGACAACUGAUACAAAAGAGCUUGAUAAACAUCCAAGUAUCAAAACGGAUUAUGUUUUUGGCUCACUUAUAGCAUGGGGUAAAAGAUGUUACAUUCCUAAGGAUUUAUCUCCUGGACAUCCAUACCUCAGUCCGCUAGGGAACGAAUUCGAAUGUCCAGUUCCAAUUUUUGUACAGACAGGCACAGCAGAGGUCCUAUAUAAGGACCAUGUGCGAUUUGUUCAGAGAAUGAAGGAAAAGGGAUGCAAAAUUGAGUUAUUAGAGAUUGAGAAUGCUCCACAUGAUACUUUUGGGGCAGGAAUCAUCUUGGGGUUUGCGAAAGAGGCAGAAAAUGCUGCUGAUCAAGCAGUAAAGUUUGUUCAAGAAGCCGGUAGUGAGCUGGUGGAUAUAUCUCCUGCAGCCGACAAUGCUAAGAGAAUGCGAAAGGUGUUAUGA